AUGGCAAUGAAAAUGCUCCUGGCCGUCCGGCUCCUCCUCCUCCUUACAUUACAGCCAGGUGUGAUUUCCCGAAAAUCCAGAGAAAUCAGUGUAAAGGCAGGAGAGAUGGUGGCUCUGCAGUGUCCUUAUUACAGGAAUUGGAAACAAGGUGGCUCCACAGUGACCUGGACGAGUCACACAGCUCAGAGAGAGUAUGUGAUCAACAAGGUGUCGCGGUCUGAGCUGAAGCAGAUGGGUGUGCUGCUUAACAGAAGGAGCCUCGUGAUUCUCAGUGCUACUGCAAAUCAUCAGGGGACUUACUCAUGCUCUUUGGGGAAUGACAACAGGCGGCAGUUCUGGUUCAAUGUGUCGGUGAACCCGGCACAGUCCAGGAACAUGUUCUCCCAGACCUGUCGCGCACAAGAGUCCUGCAAACUCAGUUGCCCUGAUGUCAACGUCCCCGCUGUGAAAACCCGAAGCAUGAGCAGCAAGGGCAUCAUAUGGCACAAGGAGGGCGAGUUGUUACAGAACCAUGGUUACUUACCGAGCGUUGAAGAGAACGACCGUGGUGUCUACACCUGUACCAGAUCUUAUCUCCAUCGUGGCCAGAUAUAUAAUAUGACCUUCACAGUGGCACUGGAUGUCCACCCAAAGAAACAGGAGAAAGCGGCGGCGAUCAUUUCACCGCACAAUCAUGACGUCGUUUUUGUCGAGCUAGGAUCACCAGCGGAAGUUCUUUGUGAAGCUGUGAUGUACUCGGACUUUGAUGACAUUUUCUGGCUGAGCGGGAAAUCAGUUGUGCAAAGAAACCCCGAGUUGCCAUUUUCCUCCAACUACAAAUGGGAAAGUAAAGGUGAAGAAGUGAACAUGACGGCGUCUCUCUUCUUCAAAAAUGUGUCUGAGGACGACCUGAAAAGAAAUUACACCUGUAAACUGGAAUCUGUCUCCCAGACUUCAAGCUUUGUCACUGUGACACUCGCCAAAAAGGGUUUAAAUUUGUCCUGGAAAGUACUUGAAAAGUCCUUGAAUUUGAUGUCAACCAAGGUUUGGGAACCCUGUAAAAAAAUAAACUGCAGUUCUUGUCACUCUUUCACAGGUACAUGUUACUGGAGGUCUAAUAUAUGCGUCAAAGUAGGAGAGAUGGUGACGCUGGACUGUCCUCCUACCGCUAAUUAUAACGGUGAUCUCAAAGUGGUCUGGACCAGUUACUCCCCGCAGGAAGUGGAUCUGACCAGCAUGGCUCGAGCUGAGCAGAGGCACAAGGGUGUGUUGGUUCAUGGAAGGAGCCUCAUUAUUCUCAGUGCAUCUGCAGAGCAUCAUGGGAACUACUCGUGCUCUCUGGGAAAUGCAAGCAGUCAUUUCCUGGUGACAGUGUCCAGACUGUGUAAUAUGAGCAUCUAUAAUGAUAGCUGCAAAUUAACAGACUACUGCAAAUUUAACUGUCCUGACGUAAAUGUGCCAGCCAUAAACACCCCCAACAUCACUUACAAUGGCAUCAUGUGGCGCAAGGGGAAUUGGUCAUUGCCAAACUACGAUAAACUCACUUUUUCAGCUUUUGAAGAGAAGGACGCCGGUAUUUACACCUGUACCAGAUCUUACCUGCAUCAUGGUCAAAUAUAUAAUAUGACCUUCACGGUGCCACUUGAUGUCAAACCACAGUCGGAUGAUAAACCGGCAGCGAUCGUUUCCCCACGCGAGAAUGAAGUCUUCCUUGUCAACUUAGGCUCAAACAUGGAGAUUGAGUGUAAAGCUGUGAUCAACUCAGAAUUCGAUGGCCUGUGCUGGAUAAUCAAUGGAAACUCAGCAGUGAAAGAAAACGCUGGCUUACCAGUUUUCGUCAAACGCACAAAUACAAACAACAGUGACAAAAUCGCUCUGUUGUCUCUGGUCUUCAAAAAAGUGUCAGAGGGCGAUUUGACACAGAAUUACUCCUGCAAACUGGAGACCGCCAACCAAUACAGUACCUCUGUCACCAUUCGUCUCCAAAAUGUUCGCCCCUCAUGGGUGCCACUGGCUGUCAACACUGUGGGCAUUGCGGUGGUGAUGACUGCGGCGGUCCUUCUAUAUGUGAAAUUUAAAAUUUACAUCACUCUUUUCUUGAGAGACACUCUUGGCUGCCACAGAGGGGUGUCGGAUGGAAAAAGCUACGACGCCUUCGUGAUGUGUUACAAGAGCAACACAGACGCAGGACUGAACGCCGAUGACAGGCGGUGGCUGGAGAUUGUUUUGGAAGAAGAGUUUGGCUACAGACUCUGUCUUCACGAUCGUGACAUCCAGCUCGGGAAAGCUGUGGCAAACGCAGUGUUAGAGUGCAUAGAGGAAAGCCGGACAGUGGUUCUGGUUCCCACCUCUCUGGAUCCUGGUCUGGGCUCUGGUCUGCUGAGUGCCGUCCAUGAAGCCCUCGUGGAGCGGCAGACACGUUUGAUUUUCAUCAAGAGCGAGACGACAAAAGAGAUGACGUCAGGUUCCUUACCCGAGGCCUUGCAGCUUCUUAGUGAGGCUGGUGACGGUGUUACCUGGAGAGGCAGGAGUUCCUCCUCAUCCUUCUUGAAACGGUUACGCUUUUACCUUCCGGCUUCACCAAAAGAAUUACAGAUAAGGCUUCUACAGACAUCUAGGACUGAGCUACCCAAAACUUCACAAGUUUGAGGCCAAUAAAUGUUUUCCUAACCAUCUGAGGGCCAUGUCCAGAUUUCAAAGAAUGUGGCACAACAGUGAAGUUAAGAAAAAAAGAUAUUCGAGAAGCCCUGUCUAAUAGUGAGUUUUAAUUUAAGCAUCUUUUGAUGUAAAUUUAUUCCACAGAGUAAAGAAUAUUUUGUAUGGUCCAAUUUGCAACACCUUCAAGUCCCACAAGUGGGCCAUGUCCCACAUUUUGGGAAGCACUGAUCCAGGUGGAACCUUUUUUCACAAUAAAACGA
Molecule: messenger RNA, 2897 nt
Organism: Solea solea (common sole)
Lineage: Eukaryota; Metazoa; Chordata; Actinopteri; Pleuronectiformes; Soleidae
Product: interleukin-18 receptor 1-like
Exons: 16
Coding region: 1-2628 (875 amino acids)
Biological process (GO): signal transduction
Molecular function (GO): interleukin-1 receptor activity
Source: RefSeq, a predicted model, not a curated record